Molecule: messenger RNA, 1094 nt
Organism: Cataglyphis hispanica
Lineage: Eukaryota; Metazoa; Arthropoda; Insecta; Hymenoptera; Formicidae
Product: nuclear receptor subfamily 2 group E member 1-like
Exons: 8
Coding region: 9-1094 (361 amino acids)
Biological process (GO): anatomical structure development; regulation of transcription by RNA polymerase II; cell differentiation
Molecular function (GO): RNA polymerase II cis-regulatory region sequence-specific DNA binding; zinc ion binding; nuclear receptor activity
Source: RefSeq, a predicted model, not a curated record
UCGGUUAUAUGAAGCACAAUGAUACUUCGAGAAUAUUUGAGAUCGUAGAUCUCAACCGAAGAUUAACAGAUUGCAGCGAACAGAGAAAAAAAGAUUCCUUGUACAAGACUGGGAUACUAAAUAAGGUGUUGAACAUGGAGGAAAACGGACGUGGAGAAACAUUGUGUAAGGUCUGUGGAGACAAAGCUUCCGGCAAACAUUACGGCGUACCAAGCUGCGACGGUUGCCGGGGUUUCUUCAAGCGGUCAAUCCGCAGGAAUUUAGACUACGUGUGCAAGGAGAACGGACGUUGCAUCGUGGACGUAUCGCGGCGCAAUCAAUGCCAAGCUUGUCGCUUCACAAAAUGUCUUCAGGUCAACAUGAAACGAGAUGCCGUGCAACACGAGAGAGCACCGAGGAGCACGUCUUCUCUCGUUACAGCGGCGAGAAGGACACCUUCGGGACUUUAUACGGGAAUUUCUAACGUCUAUCAUCCGGCAGGUACCACUUAUCAUCCACUUCUAUAUCCCGCGUUAUUCCCUUUCAAGCCUACGGUAACAACAUUCACCCCGUCAGUUGCACAUUUUCUACCACGACCAUCUCCGGAAUCUUUGUCUAUGACUACUGCCAAAGAGGACGAAGUUACCAGCUCCGAGGAAGCAGCCACUGUCGAUAUUAGAAUUGAAUCGAAAGAGGAGUUAGUAAGUACACGUCUGGCACCGCCGGUCAUCACUUCCGUUUCAUCGGAAUACAUGAUGCAAAGCUUAUCACUCCUGCCGACAGAAAAUAUCUAUGAAUUUGCGGCAAAGUUACUUUUCUUUGCCGUGAGAUGGGCGAGAAGUAUACACUCCUUUCUGCAACUCCCUUACAGAGACCAAACCAUUCUUCUGGAGGAGUCGUGGAGCGAGUUAUUCGUGCUGACGGCAGCACAGUGGAGCUUUCCCGUGGACGAGACAACCUUGGUGCCUGCGGAUCUACCGAUGGAACGAAGGGAAGUUCUACUCGACAAAGCGAGGAGAUUGAGAGAACUUCUAGCAAAAUGCGCCGCGUUGAGGGUGGAUCAUUCAGAGUACGCGUGCUUGAAGGCCAUAGUCCUAUUCAAGGCGGGUGAGUAA